AAGAAGGGGGUGGGAACUAAGGGUGGCAUAGGCAGGAUUCCUCAGAUACCCCUUUCCCAGGGAAAUUUGGAAUCCCAAAGCCUGCCUGAACAUACAUAUAUUCUCAAAAUCCACUCCUAGCUAACUAUUGUAUGUAGCCUGCCUGCUCCACACAGCAACACACCCACUGCAUGUUGACAUAUUUUCCUUCCCUAGCCCAAUCUUUUCCCAGACCCUUUCAAAUACGUCUUGCUUGCCCUCACUCCAAAUCUGAAUUAUUUCAGUUCCCUGCUUAAAGGCCUUUUUUAACUCUGUGGGCUAGCCAUUGCUUCAGGAAACUGCGCCACUGUGACCUGAUACUCUUUGGUGUCAGGUGAUGGGGAAACCUGAGUAAUUGUAUCAUAAUGUGGUGUGGUGGUGGUGUUGGGGACAGAGACAAGGUUGCACAAUUCCAGGAAGAAAGGGGACAGGUGUCCCAUUGGUUAGAAUAUGGGUGCACAUCUAAGAUUUCAAGAGUUUAUUCCGCAUUAAUUAAACUAGAAUAAGCUUUAGCCCCUAUUUAUAUGCAAACAGCUGUCCAGAUUAGAAUUUGUACUGUAGAAGCACUGAAAAAAUGCUGGGACUAGAAGGGGAUCUGACCUUUACUAUUCUUUACCUCUGUAUAUAAAAGGAUUCAUAAUCUGCACUUAGUUGUCAUGCAUCUAAAGACUCAGGUAGCCAACACUUUUAGGUUCUGUUCUCACAUGUGGCAGAGAGGAGUGGGGCCCAGUGGUUUUGAGAGUGAAGGCCUAUGAAACUGAGGGGAUGAGACAGCUGCUGAACAGCUUCUUUUCCAGCUUGCAUGUAUUCGACUGGGCGCUCAAAUUCAGGGGCCUGCUUGAAUGAUGGGAUGAGGGACUGGGUGUUCCUGACUCGAUUCUGCUUCCUCUCCGACUAUGGGCACUUGGAUUUCCGGUUCCGCUAUCCAGAGGCUAAAUGCUGUGAAAACAUCCUUCUUUAUUUUGAUGAUCCUUCCCAGUGGCCAGCUGUCUACAAAAAGGGAAACAAGGACUGUUUGAUGAAAGAGUCUGUGAUACGCCCAGAGAACAACCAGGUCAUCAACCUCACAACUCAAUAUGCCUGGUCUGGAUGCCAGCUGCUGACCGAGAAUUCAGUGCGCUACUUGAGCUGCUCAAGUGGCAGAAGUUUCCGUUCAGUCCGUGAGCGUUGGUGGUAUGUGGCUCUCAGCAAAUGUGGGGGCGAUGGGCUGGAACUGGAGUAUGAGAUGAUUCUGACUAAUGGAAAAUCCUUUUGGACGCACCACUUCUCGGCUGAUGAGUUUGGCAUCUUGGAAACAGACAUUACUUUCCUAGUUAUCUUCAUCCUGAUCCUCAUGAUUUCUUGCUACUUUGGCUAUCUGUUGAAGGGCCGGCAACUUCUACACACUACCUACAAGAUGUUCAUGACGGCAGCUGGUGUGGAGGUGCUCAGUCUGAUGUUCUUCUGCAUAUACUGGGGCCAGUAUGCCAGUGACGGCAUUGGAAAUGGAAGCCUCAAGAUUCUAGCCAAGCUCCUCUUCUCCGUCAGUUUCCUGAUUUUCCUCCUGAUGCUCAUUUUGCUGGGAAAGGGAUUCACUGUCACCAGGGGUAGGAUCAGCCACACUGGCUCUGUCAAGCUUUCCGUGUACAUGACGCUCUACACAAUUACGCAUGUGGUGCUCUUCAUCUAUGAGGCUGAGUUCUUUGAUCAGGCACAGGUGCUGUACACGUAUGAGUCACCAGCUGGAUAUGGCCUGAUCGCUUUGCAGUUUGUGGCUUAUAUCUGGUUCUGCUAUGCCAUCCUGAUCACUCUCAAGCAAUUCCCGGAGAAGCAACCCUUUUAUGUUCCCUUCUUCGCUGCUUACACCCUCUGGUUCUUUGCUGUCCCGGUUACUGCACUCAUUGCUAACUUUGUCAUCCCCAAGUGGGCCCGUGAGAAAAUAGUCAAUGGCAUUCAGUUGGGCAUUCACCUGUAUGCCCAUGCAGUCUUUCUGAUUAUGACACGACCCUCAGCAGCCAACAAAAACUUCCCAUACCACGUGCGGACGUCGCAGAUUGGGAUCGUGGAGGAGGCAGCAGCCGGGGCCAAGUUUCCACAUCACGUGUACGGCAACGUUACUUUCAUCAGCGACUCGGUGCCCAACUUCACAGAGCUCUUCUCCAUCCCACAGAGUACAGGGAGCAGCACCAGCAAUCCCCACAAACAGGUGGAGGAGACAUCGUCUGCGGACCGCAUCCUGACUCCCAGCUGCGUGGUCACCACUUCAGAGCUCAGCGGCGCUCCAGUACUGCUGAAAACUUCCCCAGGGAGUGAUGGCCCGCCACCCCCAUACCAGCUCCACGCACCCCAACUCCACCAACAUAAUGGCUACACUGAGUAUUUUAGCAUGCACACAACCGGUGCCCGGCCCGUGUAGGGGUCUCCUGGUCCUCCUGGUCACUUGUGGCUACCCUGCUUUCUCUCUCAACACCUUCUGGGGCUCCCUGCCUCAUACCCAUCCCUGGGUCCCCUUUCUCCUACUCCCCUCUGACACCUUCUGUUCCCUUUGAUGUCCUAUUGUAUCAGAGGGCUAUUUUCUCCAUGGCUUCUCAGAAUAUGCUGAACUGCUCCUUUAGUGGAGAAUAUAGAGCUGCCAGAUAUAGUGGGGACUGGUCCUUCUUUGCCUAGCAUCUCCCUUCCCACUCGAUAUGACUUGAGAAGGUGAAUCCCUAACUAGUUAGUUGCCCAAAAGCUAUAUCUUACAUCUGUGACCUUUCCUUCCCCGUGGGACAGUCUUUCUUAAGUUCCUCAGCUCUGGGGAUGGUUCUACAGGAGGAAGACAGGUACUGGGUGAACCUGGGCAGUGAUUCUCUUUUAUGUCUCCUUAACAGACUGGGAUAGGCUUUCUUCCAUUCAUACUUCAGUCAAAGGUUUGCCUUGGCUGCCUUUUCCUUUAUUGAGUGUGUGACCCAAAGGAAGAUCAUUGCAACCCUUUGCAACCUCCAUUGUGGUUGAAUGACUCCCCUAUUUGGAUACAGAUGGGAGGGACUGCAGACACCCCAUCCCAGAUUAGCCUUGUAAUAUGUUCUUCUGUAUCACUCCCUUUUUAUGCCACUCCUUUCCUUCUACUUAAUGACAGCAGCAUCCCAGGAAAGCUCCUCCCUGUCUCCUAACCUCUUGGGUAACAGUCUUGCCCUUGUCCCUUCCUGUGACGAUGCUGUGGGUUCUGCUCCCUAAUGAUGGUGAAUUUCUGAAAUCCACCAGAGUGGGUUUUUUGCCAAAAUAAAAAAAAAAGAUUCUUGUGUUUCUA
Molecule: messenger RNA, 3286 nt
Organism: Hemicordylus capensis (graceful crag lizard)
Lineage: Eukaryota; Metazoa; Chordata; Lepidosauria; Squamata; Cordylidae
Gene: TMEM145
Product: transmembrane protein 145
Exons: 16
Coding region: 821-2413 (530 amino acids)
Biological process (GO): G protein-coupled receptor signaling pathway; response to pheromone
Source: RefSeq, a predicted model, not a curated record